UAACAAUACACAUGAUGUAUAAAGAAUAAACCUAACAGGCUUAAUGUCAUCAUGUGAAUUUGGACUUGAUGGUUUCUAUAGCCAUUUUAACCAUUGUGCAUGGGAAACCUUGAGAUACAUUGAGUAUAUUAGAUAUGUCGCCCACCCCUACCUCCAAGGUCUCUAUGGUUUAUGGGCUGCUCUCUGAAGAGGCUUUAGUUGGACUCAGAUGCUGCUUUGGGUCCCAUCCACUGCCUGUCCACAGCCUGUUCACCACCUUUCUGCCGUCUGUCCACAGCCUGUUCACCACCUUUCUGCCGUCUGUCCACAGCCUGUUCACCACCUUUCCGCCAUCUGUCCACAGCCUGUUCACCACCUUUCCGCCGUCUGUCCACAGCCUGUUCACCACCUUUCCGCCGUCUGUCAACAGCCUGUUCACCACCUUUCCGCCGUCUGUCCACAGCCUGUUCCCCACCUUUCCGCCGUCUGUCAACAGCCUGUUCACCACCUUUCCGCCGUCUGUCCACAGCCUGUUCCCCACCUUUCCGCCGUCUGUCCACAGCCUGUUCACCACCUUUCCGCCGUCUGUCCACAGCCUGUUCACCACCUUUCCGCCGUCUGUCCACAGCCUGUUCACCACCUUUCCGCCGUCUGUCCACAGCCUGUUCACCACCUUUCCGCCGUCUGUCCACAGCCUGUUCACCACCUUUCUGCCGUCUGUCCACAGCCUGUUCACCACCUUUCCGCCGUCUGUCCACAGCCUGUUCACCACCUUUCCGCCGUCUGUCCACAGCCUGUUCACCACCUUUCCGCCGUCUGUCCACAGCCUGUUCACCACCUUUCCGCCGUCUGUCCACAGCCUGUUCACCACCUUUCUGCCGUCUGUCCACAGCCUGUUCACCACCUUUCCGCCGUCUGUCCACAGCCUGUUCACCACCUUUCUGCCGUCUGUCCACCUUCCAUCAGCAGCAUGUCCGCAGCCUGUCCACCGUCUUUCUUUUCAUGUUGCCUGUCAGCUCUGCUGAGCUUCUAUCUUUGCUUUUUGUCGUUCUGUUGCCCAGCCCCUCUGUGGUUCUGCUCUUCCUGAUCAGCGUCGUGUUGCCUUCAGGAACCUGUUCUGAAUCACGGCCCAGAUGGUUUUGAUUCUGCUGAUUUAGGCAAAAAAUAAUCAAAAUGUUCUGUUUGUUCUUCAUUAAUUAGUCAGUCUGAGGAGGACUCCUCCCUCACUCCACAGAUUUGUUCUGGCUUUAAUAAGCAGAAUCAAAAUGUCAUCUUUAAAGAGAUUAAAGUUAAGCCCCUUCUUUCUGUUU
This is a messenger RNA of Cyprinodon tularosa, 1289 nucleotides long. RefSeq lists its product as uncharacterized. The transcript is spliced from 2 exons. NCBI's taxonomy places the organism in Eukaryota, Metazoa, Chordata, Actinopteri, Cyprinodontiformes, Cyprinodontidae. Bases 135 to 1004 code for a protein of 289 amino acids. The record is from RefSeq and is a predicted model, not a curated record.